UCAUUAAUGCGAACCAUAAUUGUAAGUUUUCUAAAGAUAAAAACAAUUAUGUUUUACCUGUAAUAAUUGUCGUUUAUAUGUUAAUAUCAAUAUGCGCAAAAACGUUCCAUCGUGGUUUUAUAAUAUUUCGUCAAUUUCAAGAUGCAGUAGAAUAUCUUCUUAUGCAGGCGUGUCAUAUCAAGAAUACCGUCGAUUAUCUCCUCAAGGUCACGUUGAUGAUGGAAAAAUUGAUUUAAAAACUGUCAUACGUGAAAAAUAGAAGAAGAAGCUAGAUUCUAAAUUAAGGAGUUCUAAAUUAAGGCCGUUCAUUAUCCUCGCCCUCUACUCUGAUUUUCUUUAUAAUUUAGAAGCCAUUAAUGAGAAUAGGCGUGAUUUCUGAACGAUUUCGAUAAACAAGAUCUCAUUUUAAAGGCGUAGGUUUAAUCUGUCAUAUAUUGUUAUCGAAUUUUUAAAAAAGCUUUUUAUUCGUGCAUAAAAUAUUCUUCAAAGAUAUUAUUUUUUAACAUGAUUUUUUUCAAAGAAAAUAAAGCUUUUUAAAAAAUUCGAAAACUAUAUACGAUAGAUUAAGCCUUCGUCUUUAAAAUGAUAUCUUGUCGAUCAAAAUUGAUUAAGAAUUAUGCCUGUUUUUAUUGUUGGCGUAAAUCCUAUUUUCGACAUUUUUCGCGAAGAAAAAGUUCAGUACUGUGGCGCCCCUCGACAUUUGCGGUAAGAAAGAAGAAGCUCGUACUUCCAUUACUGAUUUUUAUAUACGCAUUUGUAUGAUGUAUGUUUUGUUUCCGUGAAGUAGCGAUUGCUUACUUAUUUGUAUGAUGCGUAAAUAGCUGAUUUUUAAAACUUAUAAACACUCUAAAUCCAAAGAAAUAUGUUCCACGAUGCUCGCAUAGAGAAGCUACGAUAAUUUACUCUCUUAACGUAUAAUCAUACAAAUUCCAUUUAUUAAAUUAUUCUACGAACCAAUAAUACGAAGGACAGUGUAAUAUAUAUAUAUAUAUAUGUGUAAAUUAAAUUAAAUAAAAAAUGGCAUGUUGAAUAAAUACAUGACAUAUAUAUAGUACGACAUGAUGAACAACGUGAUAUAAAAUGCAUCUGUCACAGAGACUUCAUUAUUAGAAAAUUAGAUCUCAGAAUACGUUAUAUCUGUGAUAAUUGUCGUUUAUACUAAUAUCAAUAUGUCUGUGCAAAAACGUGCCUGUGGUUUUAUUAUAUUUCGUCGAAUUCAAGAUACUAUAGAAUAUCUUCUUAUGCAGGCAUCAUACGGGGAGCACCAUUGGUCACCUCCUAAAGGUCACGUCGAUGAGGGAGAAACUGAUUUUGAAACUGCUUUACGUGAAACAGAAGAAGAAGCUGGAUUUGUAAAAAAUGAUUUAAAAAUUUUUCAAGAUGCCAAAGUAGAAUUAAAUUAUAAUGUUAAUGGCAUUCCUAAAACUGUCAUAUAUUGGUUGGCAGAACUUAUAAAUCCUAAUCAGCCUGUUAGAAUGUCUAGCGAACAUCAAGCAUAUAAAUGGUUAGGUUAUCAGGAAGCUUGUAAUCUUGCAAAAUAUGUCGAUAUGCAAAGUGCUCUAACACAGUUUAAUGAAUAUAUAAAUAAAAAUGUAAAAAAGAAGUAAUACAAAAUAUAAUUAACUUUUAUAAAA
Vespa crabro (European hornet) is the source of this 1634-nucleotide messenger RNA. RefSeq names its product bis(5'-nucleosyl)-tetraphosphatase [asymmetrical] (gene Apf). The transcript has 3 exons. The coding region runs from base 1170 to 1607 and encodes 145 amino acids. Gene Ontology annotation, molecular function: bis(5'-nucleosyl)-tetraphosphatase (asymmetrical) activity. The record is from RefSeq and is a predicted model, not a curated record. Gene Ontology annotation, biological process: ATP biosynthetic process; AMP biosynthetic process. NCBI's taxonomy places the organism in Eukaryota, Metazoa, Arthropoda, Insecta, Hymenoptera, Vespidae.